CCAACAUCAGUUGCAGAAUUGUGAGACCACAGCCACAGUGGCGAAACGCCCUGAUGUCAUUCAAAGGCUAUCAGGGAAGGCAAGAUGGGAGGUUUGAAGAGCCUGUAUUACCCUCGAACGGAGGUAACAGUUUUUCAGACUCCCCUGGCCAAUGGUUUAAGGAGAAUCCCCUUCUCCAGAGUUGGAAUGCUUCAGCGCAGGAUGCCUUGGCUGGCGCUUUGCCAGGGCAGACAAGUCAGCUGCAGACUCCUCGCUCUUCCAUGUCAAUCCCUAGAGCCGACAUGUCGCAGGGAGAAGUGUUGAUCGAGGUUCCUCAGACCUUAUUUAGAGAAAAGGUCGUGGAGGUGCCCACGAUUUGUACCCAAGAGUUGGUACGAGCUGUCCCGAAGGUGGAGGUGCACGAGAUCAUCAAGGAAGUUCCAAAGAUCGAAUAUCAGGUCACAGAGCGCGUGGUGGAAGUGCCAGAGGUCCGAUAUGUGGAAAAGAUUGUGGAAGUGCCGGAAGUGCACACGCAAGAGAUCGUUAGAACAGUUCCAAAGAUCGAAGUGCAGGAAGUGGUCAAGACUGUUCCGAAGGUACAGGUCCAGGUCCAAGAAAGGAUCAUUGAGGUCCCAAAGGUGUGCCACGUGGAGCGGGUCGUGGAAGUGCCACAGGUGCAGGUUCAGGAGGUGGUCCGCACGGUGCCGCGGCUGGAGGUGCAGGAGGUGAUCCGAGAAGUGCCCAAGCUGGAGGUGCGAACCGUGGAGAAAUUGGUGGAGGUACCGCAGGUGGCCUUCGUGGACAAAUUCGUGGAAGUGCCUCAGGUGCAGGUACAAGAAGUCCUGCGCCAUGUGCCGAAGCUGGAGGUUCACGAGGUGAUCAAGGAGGUGCCAAAGAUACAAAUGGAGUACAGGGAGAGGAUCGUCGAGGUCCCACAACUUCAUUUGCAGGAGCGCCUCGUCGAGGUGCCAAAGAUCGAGGUUCAGGAGGUGGUUCGGCACGUGCCGAAAGUUGAAGUGCGAACCGUGGAUAGAGUGGUGGAGGUGCCACAAGUGCAAUACGUGGAGAAGCUGGUGGAGGUGCCAAAAGUGGAGAUUCAGGAGCGAUUGCAUCACGUACCGAAGAUCCACACACAAGUUGUGGAGAAGCUGGUGGAAGUGCCACAGGUCCAGUUCGUGGAGAAGUUUGUCGAGGCCGUGGUUUGGCUGUCCUUAAUCAAGGCUUUGGAAAGAGUGCCACAAGUGCAGAUUCAAGAAGUUGUGAGGCACGUUCCCAAGAUUGAGACCCAGGUGCCUCAGGUGCAGUUCGUCGAGAAGAUCGUGGAAGUCCCCGAGGUUCGCAUCCAGGAGGUGGUGAGACACGUUCCCAAGAUCGAAGUGCAGGAGGUGGUGAAGCAUGUCCCAAAGAUCAAGGUCCAGCUUCAAGAGCGAAUCGUUGAGCAUCCACAGGUUCAUCAGGUUGAGAAGAUCGUGGAAGUUCCUCAAACGGUGAUCCAGACAGUGGAUCGACACGUGCCGAAGAUUGAAGUCCAAGAGAUUGCAAACUUUGCCGACCUUGAUGUGUUUCGACAUGUGAAAUCCAAUUUAUUGGGCACCACUGGGAACGCACUUGAUCCACUGAGCCUGGCCCACUGGCCCACGGACGCAGAUUCAUGGUCCACUGCUAAGGAUGUGAAGAUCCAGGAGAGGAUUGUGGAACAUCCCCAGAUUCAUCAAGUGGAAAAGGUGGUGGAAGUUCCUCAGACCGUGGUGCAGGAAGUGGUGAGACAUGUGCCCAAGAUCCAAGUGCAGGAGAUAGUAAAACACAUCCCAAAGAUCGAGGUGCAGGUUCAGGAGAAGAUCAUCGAAGUACCACAAGUUCAAGUGGUGGAGAAGAUCGUGGAGGUACCACAGAAACAGGUGCACGAGGUCAUCAAGCAUGUGCCCAAGCUGCAGAUUCAGGAGGUGGUACGCCAUGUGCCCAAGGUGGAGGUGCAGGUGCAGGAACGGAUCGUCGAGGUGCCCCACAUUCAGACCAUCGAAAAGGUCGUUGAGGUACCCAAAGUCCAGAUCCAGGAGGUUGUGAGACACGACCCAUCCUCAGAUUGGAAGGGAAGGCAUCAUGCAGGGACUGCUCGAUUGAAGGACUUCUUCCAUGAUUUGCAACGGGUGGGGCGGUGGGGAUUGCAGAUCCUGCUGUAUUUGAAGGUCAAGAAACCUGUGAUCGAGACGCGAGAAAGAAUCGUGGAGAUUCCCGUUGUGCAGGUUCAGGAGAGGGUGGUGGAGCACCCUGAGAUCCACGUGCAAGAGGCCUUGGGCCACAGCCGUGCCGUAUUCAGGGUGAUCAAGGAGAUUCCCAAAGUGAUGGAGGUGCAAGAGAUUGUCAAGAACGUGCAAAAAGUGGACUGGACAGGUGCAGACGUUUCUGCCAUGUCGGGAGGAUCCAUUGAAGCGCCAACACUUCCACCGGCCACUCCCAACGCAGCCAGCACCAGAUACGUCCCGAUGAGUGCUGCAGGAGAUUGCACACCUUCCGGGAGGUCAGUAGCAACAGUUGACAUCAAUGCUGCAACGCUCACUCCCUCUACGCUGAAUACGCAGCUCAACAAGCUGCCAACCCUGAAGGCCUCCUGUGAGUUGGAGGCGCCAGUGAUCCGGCUACCAGAAGAGGCAAGCAGGCAAGGCAGCGAAGUGCCAGUCUUCGAGGUGCCACGGGAUCGUGUGACAGUGACAUCUGCUGAGUUGCAAAGCAGACCCAGUGGAAGUCCUGCUGUCGCAGCUGCGUCCUUGGUGGCCGGCUUUUGCGUGGCAUGUGGAAGUUCUUAUCCGCCUGGUUCGAGUUUUUGCCGCCAAUGUGGCCGCCAGGUGGAUGGUCCUUCCCAGCCGCAGCCAACGGCUCUGCCACAGCCCGGAAUGGCUCCUGGCAUGCCGAUGCAUCCUCCGCAGACUGCUUAUGGAGCACCCUGCACAGGCAAGGGGAUUGAAACUGAACCCAACGGGGUUGAACUGCCACUAAAAAGACUUGAUGAAGUUCAAAAUUGUUCUCUUUGGGCACUCAGGUGGUAUUACUGA
Messenger RNA from Cladocopium goreaui, 3029 nucleotides. NCBI's taxonomy places the organism in Eukaryota, Dinophyceae, Suessiales, Symbiodiniaceae. The record is from the annotation of a GenBank genome assembly.